Paramecium pentaurelia is the source of this 2799-nucleotide messenger RNA. The record is from the annotation of a GenBank genome assembly. Lineage: Eukaryota; Ciliophora; Oligohymenophorea; Peniculida; Parameciidae.
AUGUUAUUAUUAAUUGUGAGUGUGGCUGGAAUUAUAUUUAAUAAUGUUCUUGCUUUACACUAAUAACAAGCAGGAGUACACGAUUGGAAUAAGAGACUCUUUGGUGAGUUAAAAUACAUACAAGUCUAAGAUUAAACAAUAUUUUACUAAAACACAGACAAUCAAAAUGGAAUUAUUGAAAAAUCUACAGGUUGUUUAAAUUCUCAUAAAUUUAGGCUAAGUCAAAUAAAGAAACACUUAUACUAUGUGUGAUUCUUAUAAUUAUGUCACUUAUGAACCAAAUUAAUAGAUUAUAUAAUUAUUUAAUGAAGGAUAUUAAGUUUUAGCUGAAAAGGAGAUUAUUGGCAAAAUUGACCAUUGUUUAAUAGGAUUAAAUGGAGAAUUUAUAAUUAUUUAUGGAUAAACUAUUUUCUCUACCUUUAAUAACAAAUUCACUGAAAAGUAUAUAUUUAUUAGAUAAUUUUAGAGUUGAUCAUUAAAUAAUAUAUGCAGGAUAUAUUUUUGAUGUACCAGUGGUUGUUUUAUAAAAAUAAAAUGAAGUUUGCAUUUAUUCAAUUAAAGAAUCUAUAUCAUAAAAUUAUUGUGUAGAAAGUUUAAGUAAUGGUAAUAUUCAUGAAUUUGGCAAUACUCUUAUUUAUUAAGAUAAUAAAUUUGCAUAUCAAUUAAAAGAAAAUUCAGCCAAGUCUUUAGACUUUGAAAUUAUAAAGAAAGUAGAUUAAUUUGUUGGUUUUUCAUAAACAUUUGUUAUUAAUGAUAAAUCAAAGAAACAAAUAGUAAAUUUGGAUGGAUAAGUUGAAUAUGAAUUAAGUUAAGAUGAGUUUGUUAUUUAGAAUCUUGAAUCUCAAAAAUAUUACUAUAUUUUAAAAUAAAAAAAUAAUGAGUUGAAAAUUGUUACAUUUGAUAGAGAUACAAAAUAAACUCAUUCAGAAAUAAUUGAAUUAUAAACAAAUUCAUUGAUUUUGAAUGCUUUUUUAAUAGAUUAAAAUAAAAGAUAAUUCUUAAUUUAGUAUUAGGAUUUAUAAACAGUAUUAAUUGAUAAUAAAGGAAUUAAAUGGAGUACUGAAUAAUCCUUAAUUAGUAUUGAUACAGUUUUUUAUGAAAAAUAUGAAAAUUAAGAGUAAACACAUAAAAAUUCAUAUUAUGAAUCACUUGAAAAACAUGGAACUAAUAAUCCUUUAUUUUUAGUAUAAAAUGUUAUUUCAAGAGUUUUGAAUGAAAUCAGAGAUUUAUAAGAGGUAGUAACUCAUUUUAUUGAUAAUGUUGGUAAAGAAAAAGUGUAAACAAGAGAAAUGGAAUAAACAUAUGGAUUGAAAUAAAAAGUAUAUUUUUUAACUACAUAUGGAACCUUAUUAUGUUAUGAUACUUAAGAAUAAUCUUUAUUAAUAAAAUUACAAAUUAAUAAUUAAGAUAAAAGUUUUAAAUUGGUUGCACAUCAUUAAAUAGAGUAUUAUAUUCUUUUAUUAUUUAGUUCCAAUUUAAUUACACAUUUUGACAACAAUGAUGCACAACCUACCCAUGUGUUAUUUUAUUAUUCAAAAGAGAAAUAGAGAUUAAAUACAUUUGUUUUAGAUUUAUAACAUGGAAUAAUCUAAUAAGUAGCAUCGCAAUCCUCAAAAAAUAUAAUAUGGACACUACCUUAUAGAGUUGAAGGAGGACCUGGAUAACAUCACAACAUUGUAAUUUUAAUAGAUGAAGAAAAUAAUAUAUUUACAUAUCCUAAACAUGAUGCUAUAAAUACAAAAGAGAUAAUCUUAUAUAGAAAUGAUAAUGGUGUAUUAAAAGGAUAUAAAUUAUUCAAUAAUUAAUUAGUUGAUAUAUGGACAAUUAAUAUGAAAGAUGAAAUUUUAAUUAUCAGAUCAUCUUAUCAUGUAGGAGAAGAAAAUCCAAGAGUUGCUAUUUGGGAUGAUAGAAAAGUCAUAUAUAAAUUGAUUGAUCAUUCUAAUUUUGCAGUCUUAACUUCAGAUGGUGAUAAGCUUAAAUUAUUUAUUAUUAAUGCUAAAACAGGCAAAAUAAUAUAUUAAAGUGUGUAGAGUGAAGCUGAUUUCAAUUAACCAAUCAAUUUAGUAUUUGAUGAACAUUAAGUUUUUGUUACUUAUUAUAAUAAAUCCUAAAUGAUGUUUGAAAUUUGGACUAUUGAAAUCUAUCAUGCAAAAAUUGAAGUUUCAUUUAUUAAGAUGUUAGAAAACUACUACUUUACAAAAACACCAAUUAUUACAAAUUAUUAUAAAUCUGACUUUGAAGCAUUUUUCUUAUAAUAAGUAUAUGGAUAUCCAUUAGGAAUCAAAUAUCUAGGAAUGUCUAGAACAUAAAAAUCAUUAACAAAAAAGAAUUUAUUAAUAAUAACAACUACUGGAUAAUUGCAUUCUUUAGACAGAAAUUUAGUUUCUACAAGAAGAAGAGAAAAAGCAGAUCAACCAAUUUUAGAAUAUUCAUUAUAAUCAGCAGAGCUUCCUCCUUAUUAAUAUUAAUUACCCAUCAAUUUUUUAAAUACACUUUCAUAUCAUUAAACUGUAUUUUAUUUAAUUAAUUUUAGUUCGAUAUUGAGAAAUUUUCAAUAGAAUCCACAAAUUUAGAAUCAUCAGCAUUAUUAUUGGUAUAUGGUUCUGAUAUCUUCUUCACUAGAAUAGCUCCAGAUAAAGUAUUAUUUAUUAUAUAAUAUUUUAGACAUAUGAUAUGUUGUUGGAUAAUUUCAACUAUAAUGCCCUUAUAGCAACAACAGUUUUGAUAGUUAUUGCAACCAAAGUGUUAUCAAGAUUAGUCAAAUCAAGUAAAUAGGUUAAAUAAUUUUAUCUAAAUUGA